AUGUCUGCUGUUUUAAACGGAUUAUUGAAUUCUACAGUCGGUUUACUGUGCACUAAACUACGAGAUUACACUGCGAACCGACUGCUCGAAGGCGAUAUCAACAAUGAUCAAUUGAGACAAAUCGUUGUUCGGGAGAUCGAUGAUAUUAAAACGAAGCUCGAAGGUUUGUCUAGAAAGGAUCUACUUGCCAGUCUCAGCUUUUUCAAAGAGGGUGUAACUAGGUUGUACAGUUCUUUCGAGAUAUAUGGUAAAGCCAGCGAUCGGCCACGCUUUUCGAAAGCAUAUGCUACAGCCGGAGUUUCUGAAGUCGAAAGUGUGGUUAAGACCAAGGCAGGACAGCUUUCCGCAUUGCAGACGCAAGCAGAAUACGGCGC
Paramuricea clavata is the source of this 374-nucleotide messenger RNA. NCBI's taxonomy places the organism in Eukaryota, Metazoa, Cnidaria, Anthozoa, Malacalcyonacea, Plexauridae. The record is from the annotation of a GenBank genome assembly.